AUGACGACAGCGUACGUGACGGACAACACAGGAGGGCCGAUCCUCGACGAGCUGCACCACCCGGCCGACCUCUUCGCCGUAGGCGCGGGUCACGUGAAUCCACGGCAGGCCAUCGAUCCAGGUCUCGUCUACGACCUCACACAGGAAGAUUACGUUCCGUAUCUUUGUGGCCUCGGCUACAACGACUCAGCUGUUAGCGCCCUAACUCGCAAACCCGUGCGCUGCUCGUCUCUUAAGAGCAUCUCCCAAGGAGAGCUGAACUACCCUUCCAUAUCGGUCAAGCUGCGGGCGAACAGUUCGAAGUCGGUCAGCUACACACGGACGGUGACCAAUGUGGGGAAGCCGACGUCGAUUUACGCGGUGAAGGUCGACAUGCCGAAGGGGGUGACGGCGAGCGUUACGCCAACCACGCUGUCGUUCAAGAAGGUGAACCAGAAGAAAAGCUUCAGCAUCAGCUUCAGGAGAAGCGGAGGUCGAUCGGGCAGAGUCAGUGGGCAACUGAGGUGGGUGUCGAGGAAGCACGUGGUUAGAAGCCCAAUCUCCAUCCUCUUGAAGUAA
Musa acuminata subsp. malaccensis (wild Malaysian banana) is the source of this 558-nucleotide messenger RNA. Its product is annotated as subtilisin-like protease 4. Lineage: Eukaryota; Viridiplantae; Streptophyta; Magnoliopsida; Zingiberales; Musaceae. The record is from RefSeq and is a predicted model, not a curated record. Gene Ontology annotation, molecular function: serine-type endopeptidase activity. Gene Ontology annotation, biological process: proteolysis.